Molecule: messenger RNA, 1101 nt
Organism: Arctia plantaginis
Lineage: Eukaryota; Metazoa; Arthropoda; Insecta; Lepidoptera; Erebidae
Source: the annotation of a GenBank genome assembly
AUGGCUCCCAUAAGUUUCACAGAGACAGAAUUAGAAUCUCCUAUGCACACUAAGGAGUGGAUUGAAAACAGUACCAUAUCACUUACCCAUCGGGCUAAAGAAAGCAAUAAAAAUGAAUGCAGCGGCACGGGACUCCACAUUGAUAACUAUGAUAAAAUGUUGCGGCCUGAACCAAGUUUCUUAAAACCCAUACGAAGAUUGGAAAAACAAAUGGGAUUUGUGACGCCUUUACGAUGGACAAAUAUAAUAGCUAUAUUUGGGAUCCAUAUUCUUGCAGUUACUUGGGGAAUACAUUUUAUGGCUGUCGGUAAUACUGUAAAGCUGUCAACUGUGUUAUUCGGCUAUUUCAUGGGUCAAGUAUCUGGAUUUGGAGUAACUGGAGGAGUUCAUCGUCUGUGGUGUCAUCGAUCGUACAAGGCAACACUGCCCCUUCAGUGGAUUCUUAUCAUAUGCUACUCGGUCGCUGGUCAGAAUACCAUUUACGAAUGGGUGCGAGAUCACAGGGUACAUCACAAAUAUUCGGAGACGACGGCUGAUCCGCAUAACGCCAACCGCGGAUUCUUCUUCUCUCACGUUGGAUGGCUCAUGAUGAAGAAACACCCUGACGUAGUUGAUAAAGGAUCUAAAAUGGAUCUCAGUGACAUCGAGAACGAUCCUGUGAUUCAAUUCCAUACUAAGUAUUUCUGGUUCUUUAAAGUGGCCUGCUGCUGGGUUUUACCGACGUUGAUCGUCGCCACCUGGGACACCUGGGAAUUAGCUUUUAUGUCUCAAUGUGUCAUACGCUACGUUUUGAGUCUCAACUUUACAUGGUCUGUCAACAGCUUUGCACAUCUCUGGGGCAAUAAACCAUAUGACAAAAAUAUAAUGCCCUCAGAAAACUGGGGCGUGUCCGCCGUUGCUAUGGGUGAAGGCUGGCACAAUUAUCACCAUACGUUCCCGUGGGAUUAUAAAGCAGCUGAAUUAGGAGUGUCUUUGAACAUCACAUCAUCAUUAAUAAAUGGUUUCGCAAAGAUCGGAUGGGCAUACGAUUUAAAAGAAGCCUCGCCAGCACUCGUCCAAGCUGUGGCAAAAGCGCGGGGUGAUCCUGAACAUCAUCUUUAG